Molecule: messenger RNA, 867 nt
Organism: Schistosoma spindalis
Lineage: Eukaryota; Metazoa; Platyhelminthes; Trematoda; Strigeidida; Schistosomatidae
Source: the annotation of a GenBank genome assembly
AUGAGCAAUCUACGCGCUCAAAAGCGUCUGGCCUCGGCUGUAUUCGGUUGUGGAAAAAAAAAGAUUUGGCUAGAUCCCAAUGAAACUGCGACCAUUCAAAAUGCCAACUCGCGUAAAAUGAUACGGAAGUUGUUUAAAGAUAACUUGAUUAUUCGAAAACCCGUGACAGUCCAUUCUCGUUCUCGGUGCAGAAAAAACUUGAUUGCACGUAGAAAAGGUCGUCACUCGGGAAUGGGUAAAAGGAAAGGUACAGCAGAUGCACGCAUGCCUCAGAAAGUCCUAUGGAUGAGGCGAAUGAGAGUUCUUAGGCGUUUACUGAAACGGUAUCGAGAGGCUCACAAAAUCGAUAAACAUCUGUACCACUUAUUAUAUCAACAAUGCAAAGGGAACCAAUUUAAAAAUAAAAGAGUUCUCAUUGAUCAUAUUCACAAGAAAAAGGCAGAACGGCUCCGAGCAAAACAACUCAGUGAUCAGGCAGAAGCACUGCGUCAGAGAAAGCGUGAGUCACGGAUAAACCGUCAACACAGGCUCGAAGAGCGAAAAAAGGCCGUUAUUGAGAGCUUUAAUGCAGCAGUUGCUAAACCCACAACUCCAGUCGCUCAAAAGCCCACCCCUUCAGUGGAAACUAAACCUAAGGUAGAAGUUAAGACAACUCCGGCCCCUGCACCAGCACCAGUGGUUACGCCGGCGUCUCAGCCGUCUGUUGCAAAGGUAGAAGUUCCAACAAAACCUGCACCUCCGAAAGUGUCGUCGAAAGUUGCACCGCCACCAAAAAUCCCAACUGCUAAAACUCCUGCAGCUCCACCUAAAAUACCUGAACCUGGUUCAGCCAAGUCAACGUCUUCUAAAAAGCCUGCCAAGCGUUAG